AUGUCAUCUCUCCGGCACCUCCGCCCCGCCAUCCGCGCCUCACAGGCGCCUCGCCGCACGUACGCUAGCCAAACCCCCGGCAACCCGGUGCUGGAAAUCUUCAACCGCAAGACCAAACAUCUCCAGAAAGAGCGCGCGGCGCAGAAUGUCGAAGAGAGCCGGAAAGUCGACUACCUCAAGGAUGAGGUCGCCAUGCGGCUAUGCGAGCGUCUCCUUGACAUCAAACGCAGAUUCCCCAACGUGCUCGACCUUGGCGCAAACAGCUGCAACAUCGCGCGCGCCCUAACAACACCCAUCCCAGCGCUCGACGCAGGCGCAGAUGCAGAUGCCGCAGCAGGGACAACCAUAACCCCCGAGGGCGCAACCAUCUCCUCCGGCGGCGAAACAGUCACCCUCGCCGACCGAAUAGACCACCUCACAGCCAUCGAGACAUCACCGGCCCUCCUGCACCGCGACGCAGACCUCCCCUUCAAUAAACUCCUCCCUAUAACCCGCAAAGUGAUUCCGGACCUCGAAUCCCUACCCUACGAACCCAAUACUUUCGAUGCAGUUCUUUCGUCUCUCUCAAUCCACUGGAUAAAUGACCUUCCCUCGCUGCUGGCGCAGGUGAAUUCGGUCUUGAAGCCGGACUGCCCGUUCAUUGCGGCGAUGUUUGGAGGAGACACGCUCUUUGAGCUGAGGACGUCGCUGCAGCUGGCGGAUCUGGAGAGGCGGGGUGGUGUCUCGCCGCAUGUUAGUCCGCUUGCGGAUGUCAGAGAUGUUGGCGGGUUGUUGACCAAGGCUGGGUUUAAGAUGCUGACGGUGGAUGUGGAGGAUAUUGUGGUGGAGUUCCCGGAUACAUUCUCGCUCAUGGCGGAUCUGCAGGCGAUGGGGGAGAAUAAUGCCAUUGUGCAGCGAGAACAGGGGCCUAUAUCCCGAGAUGUGCUGCUGGCCAACGAGGCAAUUUACAGGCAGUUGCAUAUGGAGGAGGGUGCUCCUGGAAUUCCAGCGACGUUCCGGCUGAUCUAUAUGAUUGGUUGGAAGGAGGGAGAGGGACAGAGCCAGCCGCUGGCGCGGGGAAGCGGAGAGGUGAAUCUGAAGGAUAUUUUGGGCGGUGGUGAUUUCAGGCCAUAG
This is a messenger RNA of Aspergillus mulundensis, 1113 nucleotides long. RefSeq lists its product as uncharacterized. Gene Ontology annotation, cellular component: mitochondrion. Bases 1 to 1113 code for a protein of 370 amino acids. The record is from RefSeq and is a predicted model, not a curated record. The transcript is spliced from 2 exons. Lineage: Eukaryota; Fungi; Ascomycota; Eurotiomycetes; Eurotiales; Aspergillaceae. Gene Ontology annotation, molecular function: S-adenosylmethionine-dependent methyltransferase activity. Gene Ontology annotation, biological process: mitochondrial respiratory chain complex I assembly.